Messenger RNA from Centropristis striata (black sea bass), 2948 nucleotides. It is a transcript of the gene patl1, whose product is annotated as PAT1 homolog 1, processing body mRNA decay factor. The coding region runs from base 101 to 2617 and encodes 838 amino acids. Gene Ontology annotation, biological process: P-body assembly; deadenylation-dependent decapping of nuclear-transcribed mRNA. Lineage: Eukaryota; Metazoa; Chordata; Actinopteri; Perciformes; Serranidae. Gene Ontology annotation, molecular function: RNA binding. The record is from RefSeq and is a predicted model, not a curated record. The transcript is spliced from 20 exons. Gene Ontology annotation, cellular component: P-body.
ACGUCGUUCUUCUACGCACGUUCAAGUGAACGUCCCUACUGCGUCAUUUGCGUGCCGCCUCGCUCCCGAUGCACUUCUUUUCCCGAGACACUAAAGAUAGAUGUUCCGAUUUCAGUCCCUGGAUGAAGACUGUACAUUGGAGGAGGAAGACGAGGGACAGAUAGAAGAAGAAGAAGAUGAAAUUGAUCAGUUCAAUGACGACACCUUCGGAGCUGGGGCCAUCGAUGAUGACUGGCAGGAGGAACACAAACGCCUUGCUGAGCUUGAUGUGAGGGACGGGCUAGGAGCAGGGCUGGGGAUGGGAGGAGGCGGUGGGAUGGGUGGAGAAUCAGAUGUAGGAGGAGCUGAGGACUCAUCCUCCGCCCACCCCCCUUCUUCUGCAGGCCAUCUCCCCCUUCUAUCUUCCCUCCAUUCACUCAAAUUCUCCUCGUCUUCCUCUGGAUUACCUCCUCCAGAUGUGGAGGACCGCGGAGGGGAUCCUGGCUUGGCUGAGUCCUUGGCCAGACUCAUCCUGGAGGCGGACCCUGCCAUCGCUGGGGUCGGCGCAGCUGAGAGACCUGGUCCAAGCCCCAGCUCUUCAGGAUCCAGCCUGUCUGCUCUGCAGUGCCUGGACCAACCCAGAGUCCUGCCCCAGCCCUCCAUUCCACACCCCACACAACCACACCAGCAUCCCCAUCACCCCCAGCACCAGUUGCCUCCUGGGCCUUCCGCCUCAGCAGGCCUUCCUCCUGGCCCUCCUCCCACAUCCAUGCUCAGCUACCAACAGCAGCAGCACCUGCUGCGCAGAGGGACUGCUCCUAUGGCCCAGAUGAACUCUCACAAUAUCUGGGAGAAUAGUAUGGGCUUUGGGCCGGUCAGCAUUACCCCUGGACUGGCUGCACACAUUGAGGAUAGUCCACUCAUGUCUAUAAUAAAGGAGGUUGGCCUUCCUAAACGACCUCCUCAGGGUAGGAAUGAUGAAGGACGGGACUUGUCAGAGAGGGUCCCACCUCCACGUUCUUCUUCUCCUGUGAUUGGCUCCCCUCCGGUGAGGGCCAUACCUAUUGGGACCCCGCCCAAACAGCCAUUGAGCCAUGCCCUGAAUCACCAGAUCCACCAUCCCACAGCAGUUCAUGUGAGAGCCCCGCUCCAGCACAGAUACCCUCCUCCUUUCCCUGAGCGUGUGUCACCCAACACCCUCCUCAAUAUAGCUAACUCUCCACUGUGUCGCGGCCCGUUCCCUCCUGGAGUUGGUCCUGUCCUGUCUCAGAUUCAACGGGCCCAACUGCUCAACUCUAAGGUGGCUGGUUUUCCUCAUGGUGGUCCAGCGCCUCCUUUGUUACCAGGUAGUGGUGGUUUCAGGCCAUUCUUUGGCGGCCCACCUCCUCCACUUGGCCACAGAAUGGGCCCGCCACCCCCCCACGGCCCCCCCAACCACACACCACCCAUCCGGCAUAAUACCACCCACCUCCACCCCCAGCACCGUCGCAUGCUCACCCAGCGCAUGCAGAACCAGGGAGGGGACCGUUGUAGGACUGGAGGGGACCGGCGCAACAGGGACCCCUACAGUAACCUAAUGACUCAGAAAGAGAAGGAAUGGGUCACCAAGAUCCAGAUGAUGCAGCUGCAAAGUACUGACCCUUACCUGGAUGACUACUACUAUCAGAACUACUAUGAAAAGAUGGAGAAACGUCAGGAAAGAGAAAGGGACAGCAGCAAGAAGGAACACACCACAAAACUGAUCACUCCACAGGUGGCCAAGGUUGAACACACCUACAGACCAGUUCAGUUUGCAGGCUCUCUUGGUAAGCUGACGGUCUCCAGCGUCAACAACCCCCGCAAGAUGAUUGAUGCUGUGGUGACGACCCGCACAGAUGACGAGGAGAAAAGAGAGAAGCAGGUUUGGAAUAAAAGACGACAAAUCCUCUACACUGUGGAGAAGAUGUACAGUUUGCUGCUGGAGGUCCAAGACUUUGAGAAACGCUUCCUCCAGGCGCCAGAUGAGGACAGAGAGGCUCUUCUAGAGCAGCAUAAAGCCAACACCAUACAGCUUUGCAACUCUCUGCGGGAGAAAGAGUGGGACAACAGAGUGAAUGAUGAGCAAUGUGUGAUGAUCAUGUCAGUGAGGAAGGGCAAGCGGCUCAUCUCCAGGCUCCUCCCCUUCCUGCCCCCACCCCAGUCCGCGGCCGUUGUCAUGGCGAUAUCCCGUAACGUCCCUGCCCUUGCCAAGAAGGACAAGCAGGACCAGGUGCUGUGCUGGUUAGUGGAGCCGGUUUCUGCAGUGAUUCAGUCCUUGUCUAGCUCCACUCUUACAGAUUUGCUCCAGGAGCUUCAGGGCAGUGAGGGCCAACUGGCCACAGUACUGCACAACAAGUUUGGUGUGACACUGCUGUAUCUGAUCCUGAGCGAAGGAGAGAGGAUGCAGAGCUCUGACCCCAACUGUGAACUCAUGGAUGACAAUCGAUGGACUGAGUUGGUGUUUUCAGUGACGAGGGAGCUGCUCAGCAUCCCCAGCACAUCCCUCUCUCCUCCCCUCUUCACCCCUCCUAACCUGCUCUCCCUCUUCUCACGCUACGUCGAUCGACAGAGGCUGGAGCUGUUACAGGACAAGCUACAGAUUUCUUCUUUGUCCAGGUAGAAGUUACAACAGGCAUCAAUCCCAGCCCUCCCUGCCGGAUGCAGCCCUUUCUUUCGUGCGUGUACCAGAAGAGUCUUGUAUGUGUGUUUUUGUGUGAGCGCAUGUGCUCUUGAGGCGACUCCACGAUGGAUUGAAUUUUAAUACGGCAGAAUCUCGUCACUUUUGUUUUUUUGUGUUUAGUCUCUUGUGUGUUUGUCUGUUGAGUGAAUGACUGUGACAGUGCAUGGGAGACGGACAGGAUGACGAUGAUGUUAAAAUCUGCAUUUUUAAAAAUCUUGUUUACGAUUAUGCCUGUGAUGAAACUUCAAAUUAAAAAGUAUUUCUAUUUCUA